UUCUAGUUAUAGUCUCAAUAUUACACUAUAAAUUGACAUAUUAUAUUCCCCACAUACCCUAUUUCAAAGGAGGAAGUUUGUUUGUGAUGUUACAGGUAAGUCCAAUCAUAUGAUUCAAACAAGAGCUGUUAAUGUAAAUAAUGUAACAAUUAUUAAAGAUUGUGUAUUGUUACUAUUGAAAAAGGAAGUUUAUGUUUUAAAAUUAUUCUAAUCUAUUAUAUUUAACUUGUUCAUUUUCAACACAUUAUCAUACGGUAUUGUUGAUGCAGCUGCAACUUGCUCAAGCUUCUUCGGGGAUGGCCAAUUUUAUUUUGAUACUUUGCCUAAGCGUUGGCUUAGCGAAGGCAUCCGGGCAUUUUGAAUUUUAUAAAAAGGUAAAGAUGGAAAAAGAAGAGGUUCCAGAAUUUGAAAUGGACCGCAAUCCUUUCAAAUCACUUGGGAAGAGGGGUGUCCUCCAGCAACGAGGCAAUUUCACAACGUGUGGUGAUAAAAAAGAUAAAUUUUCCCUCCAGUGGGAGCCCAAGAUUUUGAAUACACAAGGUGUCGCCACUGUGUACUGGGAUCUCGUAGCUCCAUAUGAUUUCGACAGUGGAAAUGUAGAACUCGUUGCGUGGCUCCCAGGACAACCGGACACCCCAAUAUUGAACAUUGGCCAAAAAGGUACAUGUGGGGACUUAAAAAGUAUGAUACGGACAUUAACUUGUCCCAUAAAGAAGAAUGAUGUAUCCAAAAAUCAUUUUACCUUCAGUGAUUUAAGAAGACUCCCAACAGGAAAGUUCGAUAUCGAGUUCAAGAUAACGAACGCCAAAAAUGAAGUCUUUCUUUGUGGACGAGCCAGUAUGGAACUGAUCCCUUGAACAGAUUAAACAAAUUGACUGUAUUUGACACAAUAUACUCAUAUCUGUCAUAUUUUCGAGAUAUUGAUAUACUCAGCCUUAGGAAUUAAUAUGUAUUCCCUUUUUAGCUCACCUGCCGCUAAGGGCCAAGUGAGCUUUUCUCAUCACUUUGCUUCCGUCGUCGUCGUCGUCUGUUAACUUUUACAAAAAUCUUCUCCUCUGAAACCACUGGGUCAAAUUUAACCAAACUUGGCCACAAUUAUCUUUUACAAAAUAUUUUCCUCUGUAACGAAAGGACCAAGUUUAUUAUAAAUCGAGAAAAUUGUAAGUAGCAAGAAUUUCAGUAAAUAAAGAUCUCCAAAACAUCACCAUCACCAAAACACAAUUUUGUCAUGAAUCCAUCUGUGUAAUUUGUUUAAUAUGCACAUAAACCAAGGUGAGCAACACAGCCCCUUAACAGCAUCUAAAUUCAUUUAUUUGUAUUUCUUGGAGGUUUCAAAAAAGGCAACUUUGAAUAUUAAAAAGAAUCUAAUACACCAAAUAGGUAAAAAUAAAACAAUAUACAAGUAGACAAUUAUUGUGUAAAGCCAGAACAGUUCCAACUUUUAAAUUUAUAUAAGUUUUGUUCAUGUCGAGGCAUAUCGUAAUGAUGUUCGAUUAAAAUUUAUA
Molecule: messenger RNA, 1505 nt
Organism: Mytilus trossulus (common blue mussel)
Lineage: Eukaryota; Metazoa; Mollusca; Bivalvia; Mytilida; Mytilidae
Exons: 6
Coding region: 264-857 (197 amino acids)
Source: RefSeq, a predicted model, not a curated record